CGGCGCUUUCCUCUCCGGCACCCGGCGGGCGCCCGGGCGCGGCGCCGCCGGCACCCGAGAGGCGCGGUAGCCGGCGCGGGCAGCGGGGGCCGGGCCGCGGCGGGCGCCCGGGCGGGGUCCGCGCUGAGCCGCCUUCUCGGCCGGCUGGUCCCUGCGGCGGCUGCCCGGCGGCCCGGGCGCGCGGCCCUUCGCCAUGUACACCUUCGUGGUACGCGAUGAGAACAGCAGCGUCUACGCCGAGGUCUCCCGGCUGCUCCUCGCCACCGGCCACUGGAAGAGGCUGCGGCGAGACAACCCCAGAUUCAACCUGAUGUUGGGAGAGAGGAAUCGGCUGCCCUUCGGGAGACUGGGUCACGAGCCCGGGCUGGUACAGUUGGUGAAUUACUACAGGGGUGCUGACAAACUGUGUCGCAAAGCUUCUUUAGUGAAGCUAAUCAAGACAAGCCCUGAACUGGCUGAGUCCUGCACAUGGUUCCCUGAAUCUUAUGUGAUUUAUCCAACCAAUCUCAAGACUCCAGUUGCUCCAGCACAGAAUGGAAUUCAGCCACCAAUCAGUAACUCAAGGACAGAUGAAAGAGAAUUCUUUCUCGCUUCUUAUAACAGAAAGAAAGAGGAUGGAGAGGGCAACGUUUGGAUUGCAAAGUCAUCAGCCGGUGCCAAAGGUGAAGGCAUUCUCAUCUCCUCAGAGGCUUCAGAGCUUCUCGAUUUCAUAGACAACCAGGGCCAAGUGCACGUGAUCCAGAAAUAUCUUGAGCACCCUCUGCUGCUUGAGCCAGGUCAUCGCAAGUUUGACAUUCGAAGCUGGGUCUUGGUGGAUCAUCAGUAUAAUAUCUACCUCUAUAGAGAGGGUGUGCUUCGGACUGCCUCAGAACCAUAUCAUGUUGAUAAUUUCCAAGACAAAACCUGCCAUUUGACCAAUCACUGCAUUCAAAAAGAGUAUUCAAAGAACUACGGGAAGUAUGAAGAAGGAAAUGAAAUGUUCUUCAAGGAGUUCAAUCAGUACCUAACAAGUGCUUUGAACAUUACCCUAGAAAGUAGUAUCUUACUACAAAUCAAACAUAUAAUAAGGAACUGCCUCCUGAGCGUGGAGCCUGCCAUUAGCACCAAGCACCUCCCUUACCAGAGCUUCCAGCUCUUCGGCUUUGACUUCAUGGUCGAUGAGGAGCUGAAGGUGUGGCUCAUUGAGGUCAACGGUGCCCCUGCAUGUGCUCAGUCUGGGAGAUGCCCAGAGGAACAGAAGCUCCUGAGAACCUGCUCUCUGGAACUUCUGCUUCUCUCGGGAGAAGGCUGGUUGUAGCAUGAGCGUCAUGGAGUCAUUAAGGAGGAAGGAAGGUAAGAGAGGACCUUCUGUGGAAGGCCUUACGUGUCAGGGAAAGUCACUCGGACUUGUGCUGAGGGUUCUUCUGAAGAUCCUCUUUCAUCAUGUCAAGACCCUUUCGUGGUUCCCAUCUACAUCUUGAAGAAAUUGAGUGAUUUUUCAAAAUGUUUAAGAGAAAGUCCUGUACCUGCAAGGGAGGAUGUCAACACACCAAAGUUGUUCUUUACUUAGAAGCUAGGCCUUUGCCAUUGCCUGAUGGUUACGACAGGCAUGAUUGCAUGAUUCCAUCUUGUUCAUCAGUCUCUGCAGCCGAUAAGUGCUUAUUAGGUGCUGCCUACCUGGCCAGGCUCUGUAUGAGGCCACGGGUUCACAGUGGGGAGCAAAGAGAGACACAGGCCCUACCUUUCGUGGGGAGAGACUGUGAGCAGACAGAUACCAGGCAGAUGUCAAUUACAAGCGAGGACAAGUGCUUCAAUGGAGAACAAAGGAUGUUGAAAGGUAAUGUAACUGAGCCAAGGGCCCACGAUGGGAAGUGAUGUUGGAACUGAGAUCUGAAGGCCAAACGCAAGUUAGAUGGGCUAAGGGCAGAAUAAGGCAGGGCUCCGCACCUUCCCUCACCAAAUCAACAGUGGUGUGCCCAGUCUCACCCACUGUCCUUUCCUAUCAGGGGUUUGUCCCUCCAUGGUGCUCUAGACCUUAUCCUCCUCCCGCUCCUGUCCUCUCAUCUGGCAGUUAACAUUGUCACCUUUUUCCCUCUCUGAUGCAUAAUUCUUGUCAGCAUAUGCAGUCCCAGCAGAUUUUCCCAACUAUUCAAAAAGAUGUCCUCCCCUGAUGCCACAUCCUGUUCCAAUGAUCACGCCUUCUCCAGUUCCCUUCACAGCCAAGCUUCUGGAGAGCAGCUUCUGCACAAGCUGUCUUCUGUUCCUCUGUUCCCAUCCAUGUUCCAGUCCAUUCCAGGCUGGCUCCCAUCCUGAUUGCCUCACAGAAACUGUUCUUUGCAGGUCCCCAACCAAGUCCUUAUUGCCACCUCCAGCAGCCUCUUUCUGUCCCCACCCCCUUGGACCUGUCAGCAGCAUUCGAGGCAACUGACAGCACUCGCUGAGCUGCUCUCCUGUCGUGGCUGGACACGUGGUGCUGGGCAGGCUUGCCUGGUGAGGUGUGGGCAAGCUGGACUCCGUCUUCUUCAUCCAGUGCCUCUGGUCUUAGGCCUGGGUGUUUGUCUCCUCUCUGUGUAUGUGAUCUCAUCCAACUUCAUGAUUUUGAAAUUACCAAAUUACAUCACAGCCCAGAGAUGCAGACUAGUAUCUGCACCUGCCUUCCCUGCCAGAAUGUCUCCCGUCUGCCUCCCAGACUUACCCAUCUUGGUCGGUCACCACCCCCUGCUCCCCCCAGAGACUAAGCUCGAACCUGACAGUGAUCCUGCCUCUGCCUUCCCUUCCCCUCAAGUCCUGCCCAUCAGGGCCCUGUGGUUGUACCUCUAGCCUCCGGAGUCCUUUGCCCUCCAUUUGCACUGUCACCCCUGCAAAGGGUGUCUUCCACCAUAGUGAAGGUUUUGGCAUGGAGCCUUCUAACUGGGGUGCACUUCUGCUCUUGCCCCAGUGAAAUCCAUCCUCCCAGAGCAGCCAGUGUGUAAAGUCGACACCAGACCAUGCCAUUCUCCAGACUUGCCAUUGCAUCUGGGACACAAACCAGACUCCUCCCUCCACCUGCAAGGCCGCUGCCUUACCCACCUCUCCAGCUUCAUCCCAAGUCACCAUUUCCCUUGAUUGCUCUUAUCUGCAGUGGGCCUUUGUGCUUUCUGUUACCUGUGUGUGGAAUCCCCACCACCAUUACCACCACCACCACCAGCCUUACCAUGGCUGGCUUCUUCUUUACCAAAACAUCUUGAGGAAGCUUUCUCUGAACAGUCCUAGCUCUGAUUUUCUCUAGGCAGAGCCUUUGCAGUUUCCUUCAUUGCACUAACUGCCAUCAGAUUAACUCAUCAGAAGAAAUUGUUUGUGGGUGUGUGUCUGUGUGUGUGUGUGUGUGUGUGUGUGUGUGUAUCCGCCCCUUCUUCUUUAUUUCUACCCUGUCAUCCAUUCUCUGUCUGUCUUCUAUUCAUCCCUGGGUCUUGGCUUAGCUGCCACUGGAAAGUCUUCCCCUGUCACUGGGGAGUCUUCCUCUGUCACUGGGGAGUCUUCCCCUGUCACUGGGGAGUCUUCCUCUGUCACUGGGGAGUCUUCCCCUGUCACUGGGGAGUCUUCUCCAGUGUCCCUUCAAUUAUGCUGAGUUGGUCCUUUUCCUGGGUAGGGCCUGCCCCUCUCUGUAAUGCACGGUGGCUCUUACAUGCUCUUGAAAUGCCUGCCUUCCCUGCCAGUUGUGUGCCUUGUUCACCUGCAAGGCCUUCCGUAAGUAUUUGCUGAGGGAAUGCUUUAUCUUCGUGCAAAGCCUUCUGAAGCAUUUGUAUAUACAGUGGCAACCAGUUUUUUCUUUUCUUUAUUUUUUUGACAUUUUGUUAUUAUUAUACUUUAAGUUCUAGGGUACAUGUGCACAAUGUGCAGGUUUGUUACAUAUGUAUACAUGUGCCAUGUUGGUGUGCUGUACCCAUUAACUCAUCAUUUACAUUAGGUAUAACUCCUAAUGCUAUCCCUCCCCCCUCCCCCAACCCCACGACAGGCCCUGGUGUGUGAUGUUCCCCAUCCUACGUCCAAGUGGUCUCAUUGUUCAGUUCCCACCUAUGAGUGAGAACAUGCAGUGUUUUGUUUUCUAUCCCUGUGAUAGUUUGCUCAGAAUGAUGGUUUCCAGCUUCAUCCAUGUCCCUACAAAGGACAUGAACUCGUCCUUUCUUAUGGCUGCAUAGUAUUCCAUGGUAUAUAUGUGCCACAUUUUCUUAAUCCAGUCUAUCAUUGAUGGACAUUUGGGUUGGUUCCAAGUCUUUGCUAUUGUGAAUAGUGCUACAAUAAACAUACAUGUGCAUGUGUCUUUAUAGCAGCAUGAUUUAUAGUCCUUUGGGUAUAUACCCAGUAAUGGGAUGGCUGGGUCAAAUGGUAUUUCUAGUUCUAGAUCCUUGAGGAAUCACCACACUGUCUUCUGCAAUGGUUGAACUAGUUUACAGUCCCACCAACAGUGUAAAAGUGUUCCUAUUUCUCCACAUCUUCUCCAGCACCUGCUAUUUCCUGACUUUUUAAUGAUCACCAUUCUAACUGGUGUGAGAUGGUAUCUCAUUGUGGUUUUGAUUUGCAUUUCUCUCAUGGCCAGUGAUGAGCAUUUUUUUCAUGUGUCUGUUGGCUGCAUAAAUGUCUUCUUUUGAGAAGCGUCUGUUCAUAUCCUGUGCCCACUUUUUGAUGGGGUUGUUUGAUUUUUUCUUGUAAAUUUGUUUAAGUUCUUUGUAUAUUCUGGAUAUCAGCCCUUUGUCAGAUGGGUAGAUUGUAAAAAUUUUCUCCCAUUCUGUAGGUUGCCUGUUUGCUGAUGGUAGUUUCUUUUGCUGUGCAGAAGCUCUUUAGUUUAAUUAGAUCCCAUUUGUCAAUUUUUGCUUUUGUUGCCAUUGCUUUUGGUGUUUUAGACAUGAAGUCCUUUCCCAUGCCUAUGUCCUGAAUGGUAUUGCCUAGGUUUUCUUCUAGGGUUUUUAUGGUUUUACGUCUAACAUUUAAGUCAUUAAUGCAUCCUGAAUUAAUUUUUGUAUAAGGUGUAAGGAAGGGAUCCAGUUUCAGCUUUCUGUGUAUGGCUAGCCAGUUUUCCCAGCACCAUUUAUUAAAUAGGGAAUCCUUUCCUCAUUUCUUGUUUUUAUCAGGUUUGUCAAACAUCAGGUGGUUGUAGAUGUGUGACAUUAUUUCUGAGGGCUCUGUUCUGUUCCAUUGGUCUAUAUCUCUGUUUUGGUACCAGUACCAUGCUAUUUUGGUUACUGUAGCCUUGUAGUAUAGUUUGAAGUCAGGUAGCAUGAUGCCUCCAGCUUUGUUCUUUUGGCUUAGGAUUGUCUUGGCAAUGCGGGC
Messenger RNA from Gorilla gorilla gorilla (western lowland gorilla), 5286 nucleotides. It is a transcript of the gene TTL, whose product is annotated as tubulin tyrosine ligase. NCBI's taxonomy places the organism in Eukaryota, Metazoa, Chordata, Mammalia, Primates, Hominidae. Gene Ontology annotation, cellular component: spindle microtubule. The coding region runs from base 194 to 1297 and encodes 367 amino acids. Gene Ontology annotation, molecular function: tubulin-tyrosine ligase activity. The record is from RefSeq and is a predicted model, not a curated record. The transcript is spliced from 7 exons. Gene Ontology annotation, biological process: microtubule cytoskeleton organization; protein modification process.